Molecule: messenger RNA, 1382 nt
Organism: Contarinia nasturtii (swede midge)
Lineage: Eukaryota; Metazoa; Arthropoda; Insecta; Diptera; Cecidomyiidae
Product: actin, clone 205-like
Exons: 3
Coding region: 77-1207 (376 amino acids)
Biological process (GO): mitotic cytokinesis
Source: RefSeq, a predicted model, not a curated record
UCCCUUUACUCUGGUAUUUGGUUCAUAUCGUGAACAUCGUUCUUGUGGUUGAAGAAAGCAUAAUUGGUUGUUGAAAAUGUGUGAUGAAGAAGCUGCUGCUUUGGUUGUAGACAAUGGUUCCGGUAUGUGCAAAGCCGGUUUCGCUGGUGAUGAUGCACCGCGAGCCGUUUUUCCAUCAAUUGUGGGCCGGCCAAGGCAUCAAGGUGUGAUGGUCGGUAUGGGACAAAAGGAUUGUUAUGUCGGUGAUGAAGCGCAAAGCAAACGUGGUAUUCUAACACUUAAAUAUCCAAUCGAACAUGGAAUAAUCACCAACUGGGAUGAUAUGGAAAAAGUCUGGCACCACACCUUCUAUAAUGAAUUGCGUGUCGCCCCAGAAGAGCAUCCCAUUCUAUUAACCGAAGCCCCAUUGAAUCCAAAAGCCAAUCGUGAGAAGAUGACUCAAAUUAUGUUUGAAACGUUCAAUUCACCAGCCAUGUAUGUCGCCAUUCAAGCAGUGCUCUCAUUGUACGCUUCAGGUCGUACCACCGGUAUCGUUUUGGAUUCGGGUGAUGGUGUCUCACACACCGUUCCAAUUUAUGAAGGUUAUGCAUUGCCACACGCUAUCCUCCGUUUAGAUUUAGCCGGUCGUGACUUGACUGACUACCUAAUGAAGAUCCUUACCGAACGUGGUUAUUCGUUCACCACAACUGCUGAACGGGAAAUUGUUCGUGAUAUCAAGGAGAAGCUUUGCUAUGUUGCAUUGGACUUUGAACAAGAGAUGGCAACUGCAUCGGCAUCAACUUCACUCGAAAAAUCAUACGAAUUGCCUGAUGGACAAGUCAUCACCAUCGGUAAUGAACGUUUUCGUUGUCCAGAAUCAUUGUUCCAACCAAGCUUCUUGGGCAUGGAAUCAUGCGGCAUUCAUGAGACUGUCUACAAUUCAAUCAUGAAGUGUGACGUUGACAUUCGAAAAGAUUUGUACGCUAACACUGUCCUAUCAGGUGGUACCACCAUGUAUCCAGGCAUUGCUGAUCGUAUGCAAAAGGAAAUAACAGCAUUAGCUCCGUCAACCAUCAAAAUCAAGAUCAUCGCUCCACCGGAACGUAAAUACUCCGUAUGGAUCGGUGGUUCAAUCUUGGCUUCAUUGUCCACUUUCCAACAAAUGUGGAUCUCAAAGUCAGAAUAUGACGAGAGCGGCCCAUCAAUUGUUCACCGUAAAUGCUUCUAAAGCGAAUAAAAUGCGCACGUGUUUUAUAUGUAUUUUUGUUGUUGUGUUAACGGGACCCGAUUUUAUAUUCACGCAAAUAUUGAGUACUCCUUUUUAUACGUUGUUUGCCUGUUGAAAAAAUUUGUGGCAAAUAUGCAACCGAAAAUAAUAAAUAUGUCUGUUUUAUUCAUUCAAA